Molecule: messenger RNA, 618 nt
Organism: Elaeis guineensis (African oil palm)
Lineage: Eukaryota; Viridiplantae; Streptophyta; Magnoliopsida; Arecales; Arecaceae
Source: RefSeq, a predicted model, not a curated record
CUUGCCCAGCAGGUGGUUGACCUGCAGGAGCGCGUCGCGGCCGAAGAACGCCAUCGCCAAUCGCUGGAAGAAAAGCACCAGCAUGCGCGCCAGGCGCUGGAGCAUUUCCGGCAAUCCAGCAGAGAGCAGCGUGACCAGGAGCAGCGAAAACACGAGCAGCAGGUGCAGUACCUGCAGGCCGAGUUGCGCAGCGUGCGCGAGACCUUGGCCACCAAACAGCAGGAGGCCGUGCACGCCCUGCAGGACAACGCACGCCUGCUGGGCGACUUGUCGCGCGCCCAGGGCGAUCUGCACCAGGCCCAGGAAGAGCUGCGGGGUCUGCGGCCGCGCAAGGAGGAAUUGGGGUUUGCACAAAGGCGCACCGAGGAGUUGGGCCGGCGCCUGGUCGAGCAGGAUGCCGCCGUCCAGCAACUCAGCACCACGAACAAGCAGUUGCAGGCCAAGGUCGAUGAACUGCUUUCUGAAAAGCAGCAACUGGAACUGGCGCUGGCCACGGCCAGGUCAUCCGUCACGGCGCAGGAGCACGUCGUCGCCAGCCUGCUGGAGAGACUGACGGCCACAUCGAGCGAAUCCGGCGCAGUGACGGUGAGCGCAAAGCCAGCGAAACAAGCCCGCUAA